Molecule: messenger RNA, 1901 nt
Organism: Ficedula albicollis (Collared flycatcher)
Lineage: Eukaryota; Metazoa; Chordata; Aves; Passeriformes; Muscicapidae
Gene: ST7
Product: suppression of tumorigenicity 7
Exons: 15
Coding region: 47-1711 (554 amino acids)
Source: RefSeq, a predicted model, not a curated record
CCCCCCCCUUUUUUUUUUUUUUUUUCCUCUUUUCUCUCCAAAAAACAUGGCUGAAGCUGGGACGGGCUUUUUGGAACAGCUCAAGUCGUGCAUCGUCUGGUCGUGGACUUACCUCUGGACGCUGUGGUUCUUCAUCAUGCUGUUCCUGGUGUACAUCCUGCGGGUGCCGCUGAAGAUCAAUGACAAUUUGAGCACAGUGAGUAUGUUUUUGAACACAUUAACCCCCAAGUUCUAUGUUGCCCUGACAGGCACAUCCUCAUUAAUCUCGGGACUUAUUUUGAUCUUCGAGUGGUGGUACUUCCGCAAGUACGGCACCUCCUUCAUCGAGCAGGUCUCGGUGAGCCACCUGCGCCCCCUGCUGGGCGGGGUGGACAACAGCGCGCCCAGCGCCGCCAGCGCCGCGGGCGGGGACGCGGACUCGAGCCGCCAGAGCGUCUCAGAAUGCAAAGUCUGGCGAAAUCCUUUAAAUCUGUUCAGAGGAGCUGAAUAUAAUCGGUACACAUGGGUAACAGGGAGAGAACCUCUGACUUACUACGACAUGAAUCUUUCGGCACAGGACCAUCAGACAUUCUUUACAUGUGACACAGAUCAUUUACGGCCUGCAGAUGCUAUAAUGCAAAAAGCCUGGAGAGAGAGAAACCCUCAAGCCCGAAUUUCUGCAGCACAUGAAGCUUUGGAAUUGAAUGAGUGUGCUACUGCUUAUAUUCUCUUAGCUGAAGAGGAAGCAACAACAAUUGUAGAAGCAGAGAAGCUGUUCAAGCAGGCUCUGAAAGCUGGGGAGGGCUGUUACAGGCGCAGUCAGCAACUACAGCACCACGGUGCCCAAUAUGAAGCCCAACACAGAAGGGACACCAAUGUGUUAGUAUAUAUUAAAAGAAGGCUGGCAAUGUGUGCAAGGAAACUGGGAAGGACCAGGGAAGCAGUGAAGAUGAUGAGAGAUUUGAUGAAGGAGUUUCCCCUGCUCAGCAUGUUCAACAUCCACGAAAACCUGCUAGAGGCUUUGUUGGAACUGCAAGCCUAUGCAGAUGUCCAGGCAGUCUUAGCAAAGUAUGAUGAUAUAAGUUUACCAAAAUCAGCAACAAUAUGUUACACAGCUGCAUUGCUCAAAGCCAGAGCUGUCUCUGACAAGUUUUCUCCAGAGGCUGCCUCAAGGCGAGGGCUGAGUACUGCAGAGAUGAAUGCAGUAGAAGCUAUUCACAGAGCAGUAGAAUUUAAUCCACAUGUGCCAAAAUAUCUACUAGAAAUGAAAAGCCUAAUUCUGCCCCCUGAACAUAUUCUGAAGAGAGGGGACAGUGAAGCAAUAGCAUAUGCUUUCUUUCACCUUCAGCACUGGAAAAGAGUAGAGGGGGCAUUGAACCUCUUACACUGUACAUGGGAAGGCACUUUCAGAAUGAUCCCCUAUCCACUGGAAAAAGGACAUCUUUUCUACCCUUAUCCUAUUUGUACAGAGACUGCAGAUAGAGAACUACUACCAUCAUUUCAUGAGGUUUCAGUUUAUCCCAAGAAAGAGCUUCCCUUCUUCAUCCUCUUCACUGCUGGACUCUGUUCUUUCACAGCCAUGCUUGCCCUCCUGACACAUCAGUUCCCAGAGCUUAUGGGAGUCUUUGCAAAAGCUUUUCUCAGCACCCUCUUUGCCCCUUUAAAUUUUGUGAUGGAAAAAGUAGAAAGUAUCCUGCCCUCCAGCCUGUGGCACCAGCUGACAAGGAUCUGAGGGAGCAUGCCUGCUGACUGACUGCCAUGACAUCUUCUGUGCCAACUUUUUGUUGACCACAAGAAAGCAUGAUAAAAAAGGGAAGCAGUUAUAAGACUUAAAAACUCUUCAUGGAUUGUCUGUUCUCAUAUAAAAACUGUUUUGUUGUACAAAAUACAUUGAUGUUAAGUUCUAUUAUAUUUUGCCUUCA